Messenger RNA from Symbiodinium sp. CCMP2456, 306 nucleotides. The record is from the annotation of a GenBank genome assembly. Lineage: Eukaryota; Dinophyceae; Suessiales; Symbiodiniaceae.
AUGAGAACAGCUGGUUCGUGGUGGGCAGACGCCUUGUCUCGACGGUACGGUAUAACAACACUCCCAUUAUCUUCUCUGCUCGACAUUUUGACACCUCAGCAGCAUUCCUCCUACCCUGUAAACAGCUAUGAUCCCUUUGCAGGCAAAGACCUCGAAGCUGGCACAAAGGAGGAGUCGACCAGGGCGGGAAUCAGUCUCCAUCCACUGCGAUCCAGCACAUCGACAACCCACUGGGCCGAGUUGAAGCCUGCUGGACUCGAGAACUACAACGCGAAGAUGAAGCACAGGGAAGAGCCGGAGAAAUAA